Molecule: messenger RNA, 1759 nt
Organism: Glycine soja
Lineage: Eukaryota; Viridiplantae; Streptophyta; Magnoliopsida; Fabales; Fabaceae
Product: NAC domain-containing protein 73-like
Exons: 4
Coding region: 178-1176 (332 amino acids)
Biological process (GO): regulation of DNA-templated transcription
Cellular component (GO): nucleus
Molecular function (GO): DNA-binding transcription factor activity; transcription cis-regulatory region binding
Source: RefSeq, a predicted model, not a curated record
UCUCUCUCUCUCUCUCUCUCUCUGAACAAGAGCCUGCAGCCAGAGUUAGAGGGAAAUCAAGCACGGCUCAAUCAUCGAAUCAUAGAGAACACAUACAGAAGAAGGAAAAGUGGAACCCUGGAAGCUGAUAUUGUAGGAAGGUUUGCAAGAAAACGGAUUUUGUUUUGAGAUAUAUGCAUGUGCAAGUGCAUAGGGAAAUUAACAAAAAAUAAGAUGACAUGGUGCAAUGACUCUGACGAGAAUAGGGUUAUUGAAUCAAUCACGCCAAGAAUAACUAUUACUCCUAACACUGAUGACAAAAAGCUCACCCAAGAAAUUAGAACCACAGCAUGCCCCUCGUGCGGCCAUAACAUUGCAUUCAAAGAUAAGGGUGGAAUCCAUGACUUGCCGGGGUUACCAGCUGGAGUUAAGUUUGACCCAAAUGACCAAGAAAUAUUAGAACAUUUGGAGGCAAAAGUUGCGUCUGAUGCAUGCAAGCUUCAUCCCCUAAUUGAUGAGUUCAUACCAACGCUCGAAGGCGAGAAUGGGAUCUGUUAUACACACCCAGAAAAACUACCAGGAGUUAGCAAAGAUGGGCAGAUCCGCCAUUUCUUUCACAGGCCCUCAAAAGCAUACACGACUGGAACAAGGAAAAGAAGAAAGGUUCACACUGAUGAUGAAGGAAUUGAAACAAGAUGGCACAAAACGGGAAAAACUAGAGCAGUUUUUGCAUCUGGUGGUGCAGUGAAAGGUUUUAAGAAAAUACUAGUACUCUACACCAACUAUGGAAGGCAAAAGAAGCCUGAGAAAACUUACUGGGUGAUGCAUCAAUACCAUCUUGGCAAUACUGAAGAAGAGAAAGAUGGAGAACUAGUUGUUUCAAAAGUCUUCUACCAAACACAACCUAGACAAUGUGUUAAUCCCAUUAUCAUAAAGGACCCGUACGAAAAAAUGUUGAAUGGUGGAAGUGUCCAAGACAGCACAAAUACAUCAAUAACUAAAACUACUGCAACUCUUUUGGAUUGCUACAAUGCUCCUUACAUAGAUUAUGAUCAUGCCCAUGCGAGUCAUAAUAGGGAAAGUUCCUCACAACUAAUAAUUCCCAGCUCGGUUGUUCAGGUUGAUGGCUCUUAUAUUCGCUCAACAAUGGAUGCAAAGAAAGCAAGAUUUGAAAGUAACACUGGGAAGAGCUUCUAGGUAGACAAGCAGUGACAAUGAUUUACAGCAUGUCCUCCAUAUUGUUUCCAUUACUAAUUGAGUAAUAGUAUUUAUAUGUGAAAUUAGACUGAAGGAAUUCCAAGGGUUGGAAAAAUAUAGGUUUUUCCUUGAAUUAUUGAGAUCAAUAUGGCGCAGGCAUGAUGGACUUUCCCAUAAUUGACCCUGGUUGAAGUUGAGAGACAAGCAAGAAGGUAUAUAUAUUUGCGGUACUGUAGUUUGAUUUUAAUUUUAGGGUACAUGUAUAUUCGUAAAAUGUGUUUAUACUUUAUAGAUAUUACAAUACGUGGUAGGGUUAUCGUUUAUUGACAACUCUUCAGAACUAUGUCAGUCUAUAUAUUAUGUUUUGUCUAGAAUUGAACUUUUCACCCCCUCAAUCCUGAAAAAAUUGCUGAGAUGUUUCAUUAUUAUUAUAUUAUACAUCUCAGCAACUUUGCUGGGAAGUUUCAAGUUUGUCCCUCUUGAUGUUUUUCCCCCUCUUUCCUUUGGUCGUUGAUACAAUAGAACCUUCUUUUUCUUUGAAAGGUUGAUUGUAAAAUAACGUCAAGAUCGUAGAAUUUUCUUA